AUGGAUAACUUUACUCCAACAUUCGGCUACGACCGCUUCAUCGUGUACAAAACAUGGUCGUAUGACGUUAGUAUCAUCUACCAGAUGACAACGUGGACCGACAUUACUGCGUAUGGACUAUCUUGGUUCUCGCCGACAAAGCUCAAUGUUUUGUUCCUUAAGGUCCAACUGCCGACUUUUCAAGAAGCUUAUGACAGACUCUCAACAUCUGGCGUCGAGCUUGAUCCGGAUAUCCGCAGUGGAUUGAACCAUGAUAUGGAAACUAUGAUAUCGCAGAAGGUUUUUCUGUGGAAGGCUGUAUCAGGAGAGUCAAUAAAAUCUUUCUGCAGGGCCAAUUCUAGGGAUAUCAUUGUUGGUCCGCCAGAGGUGGUUGGACAUUUGCGAGUAUUCACCAUUGUCUGGGCACCCCAGAGCAACGAUCGCCCAAAGUUGGAAGGUAUGCGUGCCUUCAUUCAGGAAAACUUUGCCUGGCAAUUAUGGGAAAGCAAGGUAGAGUCUGUUAUCCGGAAACCCAUUCAAUGGUUUGGGCGUACAGCUGCAAGAAUAUUUCUGUGGGAUUCGAUUCAUCCAUCAUAG
Messenger RNA from Aspergillus bombycis, 576 nucleotides. RefSeq lists its product as uncharacterized. Bases 1 to 576 code for a protein of 191 amino acids. NCBI's taxonomy places the organism in Eukaryota, Fungi, Ascomycota, Eurotiomycetes, Eurotiales, Aspergillaceae. The transcript has a single exon. The record is from RefSeq and is a predicted model, not a curated record.